GACAUGACGAUACGGUCCGAGACUGGGUUGACUGUGAUCUCGAUGAGCUGAAUCCUUUGUUUAAAUGUAGUUUAUUCCUGAGAAAAACACGUAGCAUCUCAUAAUUUUAAAAUAUGUUUUAAUUUAUACAAUAAUAACAAAGGUGCUGUCUUUACUAGUGUCUACAGAACUGCGUCGUCAAGAAUACGAUGCGAAAUAGAAACUCAUGAAAAAUGACGAUAAUUUUUCCAGGUUGAACAUGCUGCAUAGUUAAGAAAGUAAAACAGGAAAUAUUGGUAUCCAAGAUGUCGUCAUCUGCAGGCCAGCUGGUUCCGCAGUCCACCCGGGCGCCUCCCAACAUGACCAUCAAGUUCAGCGGGCCGCACAUUGAAGGCUCCUUCUGCACCUCCAUUGAUUACAAUUAUGACCCCAUUAUAAGUGUCAUUUGUGCUAUGUACAUUGUUUUUGGAAUUGUUUACACAUUAUUUGGUUACCGAUGUUUUAAAGCCAGCAUGUUCCUGACAGGAUUCACUUUUGGUUCAACAAUAGUUUACUUGAUUUGUCUCCAGGAUCACCUUAUGCCGCCAUAUGGGAAUGUUUGUGUGGCACUGUGCGCCGGGCUACUGUUCGGGCUCAUCACUAUGCUGAUACAGUAUGUGGGCCUGUUCAUGACCGGCUUCCACACGGGACUUCUGCUGGCACUCGCUGGACUUGCCAUCUAUGACCAUUUUCUCGACAAUAAGCCUACUACGUAUUGGCUCUGCGUCGUGGCUUUGCUCGGUUCCGGCAUAUUCUUCGCGGUCAUCAAUUUGUACUGGAAAAAAGUGGUGACGAUUUUCGGCACGGCGGUGUACGGCGGCGCUGUGAUCGCCACGGCGCUGGACUACUUCCUCGAGAGAAUGAUGAUGCUCAAGUGGCUAUGGGAGCGCGCGAAGUUGGAGCCAGUGGUGGCGCCGCCGUGCCGGCUGUCGUGGCUUGCGCUGGCGGCCUGGCCGGCGGCCGCGCUGCUCGGCCUGUUCGCGCAGGCCGCUCUCACCGCCUCCGGGAUCUACCAUGAGCAGAGUAUAGGAGCGCAGAAGCGGCGGCUGAAGGCGCAGCAGACGCGGCCGGUGACGCGCGAGCAACGCGCAGAGAUGAAGCAGCGCAAGUACCGCUACCUGUACCAGGUGCGCACCGCGCACGGCGACGUCAUAUCUCAGUCGUACGUGCAAGCGCUGCAGAAGAAGGCUCAGUGCGGCAACUGGAGCGGCGGCGGCGAGUGCAGCACGCUGCAGAGCGACUCGACGCACCUCACCGUGCUGGCCCCGUCCGAGCACGCGCCGCCCACGGACUCCGACGAUGACCUCAACCAGAUCCGCCCCGCUCACUAACCGAACGCCGGUGGCAAGUACACAAGCGAGGUGAGCAAUUCCCAUUCUAUGUAUCCAGUAUUAUUGUGAAGCACUCAUAUUUAUUAGUGGUUAUAAUUAUUAAUCGUAUUUGUAUUUAAUGUGACUUUAUUAUUGUAUUAUCAAUUUAUCAAUUACAAUUGACGCGUAUUUGUCAAUUGGGGGUUCAAGAGGUUCUGACUUUGAUAAUUGUAUACCUGUUUUAAUAUUAUACAUUUCGCUGACCUGACACUGCCAUAGUUCUAUGAUCAGUACGAAAUAAAAUGACUGUACUACAUCUCUGGUCAAGAGUAUCCACAUGAUUUGUUAAUAGUGUAUUGAUUAAAAACAAUAUGAUAUUAAUUUGACAUUGGUUAUCAAGCCAAUGAAAAAAAUAAUUUAUUACUAUAAAUCAGUAGGUAAUCUUUCUUGUAUUGUUUAUUUCUUAUUAUUAUUCCAGGAAACUUUAUAAAAUAUACUAUUGAUCAUGGAUGUACACCUCAACAUAACUCUUAUAGGAGUGAUUCAGAAUAAUGUCUAAAUAUGUACAGUCAACCAAUUGGAACCUAGGCCACUGUAGAACUAUGUCAUAGUGACGUUAUAAAUCAGAUUGUAAAUCUCUUACUGCUUGUCACUUUGAUAUGGUAGUAGACUGGCCUAGGGUUCCAAUUGGUUGACUGUACAUACCACAUGUAUCUUUCUCUUCGAGGAUCAGAUGUAUUGUAGGAUCCGUUUUUAUUAUAUUUUCCUUUAUUUGCAAAUUUAAAGAAAUGGGCUUGAACCCCUUUUCUAUGAUAUGGUUGUGUUUGUAAGUUAUUUUCCCGAAGUGUAAUUUGAAAUGUGACAAAUAAGUACUGUAUCGUCGUUUAAGUAAAAGGGGAAUUAGCUAAUUAAAUGUCAAUAUUGGAUACCAAACGUCACGUGCAAAUAAGUGAGGCCUAAAUUGAAUUCACAGCUGAAGCCUCAUUAUGUCAAGGCCUUCUUGAACAAUAAGUGUAAGCUGAGAAAAUGCACGAAACUGUUUAACAAAUCUGGAUAAUAGAUUUGUUUCAUAUUAUUUCUGAUAUUUGCUAAAAUUUUUGGCAUCGUUAAGUUGGCAUUUCAGAAUGAUUUAUGAAUUAUGAAUAUAUGAAUGUAUGUUCUAUGACAAGAAUAUAGAAAAAAAUGCUUUAAUGACUUUUUGUUAUAGAUGGAAAGCUUUAAUUUUAGUUUUUUUUUGAAAGCACAUUGCGAAUUGGAUGUGAUGAACGGGUAACUUCUUAAAAGAGUGUAGAAUAAGUGAAACUGUGUAAUAAAAUUAUAUUUUACAUGAAAAAUAUGUAUAACAUGAAUCGUACACUCGUGAAACUAUUAAGAAACAGGUUUGUUGUGUUUUAAAUAUUUAUUGGUAAUUUAUAUUUAUGUUGGUAAAUGCAAAGCAUAAGAUGAAGCAUCGGACUCGAAGUUCGGUGUUCUCAGAAUAGCCGCAAAUACCGCAACCGUUUUAAUGAAACCUGCUGGUCCCACCUCGGCGGUCUCGGCACUGUGCCCGAGAACCAGAGUUAUGCGACCAGCAGCUGUAGCGGUGGCGACCAGCUCCAUUAGCUUGUGAUAAUUAUAUUUUCCGCCAAAGUUUAUUUUAGUUAACUUGUUGGUCAUGAAGCUCAAAAAUAUUUUUUGAUACUGUGGUUACUAUUUCUCAAAGAGCAAUUUAUUUGUUUGCGAUUAUAUUUAUUAGUCUCUACGUUUAGUUUUAUCAAAAUCAACUGUCAAGUAAAAUCGAGCUAUAUCUUCUACAGAAUAAGAGCAUGUACAUAAAUCUAUAUUGUUUAAGAGAUAGAGGUAGCUAGCAUUAGGAAAGGUAAGUUGGCGUAUGACGUUCAGUAAUGUAAUUCUUCUAUUUAGAACCUUGUCCACUUAAUCGCUCAAUUUCUAGUCUUAUUGUUUAAAAUCAACAUGAUUAAUGUUAGUUACGAGGGUUUAAACCUUUGCAUGAGUUUCUUUUAACUGUAUGAAACAUAAUAUGUACAUUUUAAGUUUAAUCAUAUUUAUCUAUGUCUACCAGUGUUCCGCUUAUGUUCUUAAGCAUGUAGUUCCGUGCAAUAGUGACUGGUUUUGUGCAAUUAUGAAAUAGUAGUAGGUAAAUAUACCGACAGAACGUCGUCGUGGUCACAUGAACCUAACUUUAUUUUCAUGUUACUUUAGCGCUGUUAGUUCAUGGUAUAGCGUGCAUUUUACUCGCAAGAUAAGUUUGGUGAUCGUCCGACAUAUUUAUCAAUACUAAGUAGGCGACGUUUAACAAGAAAAGUAUAAUACAGUCGGUCACGGGUCAACCAAAUCUUGGCACUAAAUAAAUGAUGAGAAAUUUAAAUUUUCCAUUGGAAUAAAAACGUUUGCCUCUAGAUUUUAAAUCAAUUUCUAAAUCACGUCAUGGUUUAGGAAGGCACGCGUUUUAUGAAGGCAAUUGGCCGGUAAGCCCUAAAUUUUUAAAAUCUGCCGCCUUUUUUAGUGCCAAGAUUUGGUUGACCGUCUAUAUGGGAUUUGUUUGGUGAAACUUUAAAUUGUAUUCGUACAUCUACCGACAAAUCACCAAAUGACGGUAACAAAAUUACUACAGAUGGAGUGCGAAAAGGAUUCCUUCGUAUUUUUCGGAAACGUUCGUAUUUGUUAUGCUAGUUCAGUCAAUGUCAGUACAUCUUGUACUGAGACUGACUGAAAUAGCAUGACACGUUCGUACGUUUGCGUAACAAUACGAAGGCAAAUCUUUUCUCACUACAUCUGUACAUAAUAUAUAUCUCGUUUACAAUAGAAACUGAAUAAUUGUGUAGUCAAUGUACCUAUAUGAUAGUUUAUCUGUGAGAUAAAUAAUAAGUAAUAACCUCCCAGCUUAGUUUGUUAGAAAUUUGAAACUAUUUAUUAAAUUUUCGUUUUUAUUUUAUAGUUGUUCCUGUAGUUUGACUGUUUUUGAUAUUUACAUUCCUUUUAUUAUUUAAUUUUUGUUUCAUUUUAUUAUUGAAUAACCUAUCAUGUGUCUAUAAUAGUAAUUUAAAUAUAAAAUAUGCCCUACAGUAAUAUUACUAAUGUUUUACUCGGUUUCGAAAAUGGAUAAGGAAUGUCACAUUAGACAGAUGUGCGUUUCAGUAGAGAAGAAGGGUCCUUUUGCACUUGAAACAUAGUACCUUUGGGCAUAGAACGCCACACUUUAGCUUCAAGAUAUUUUCAACGAACCCGAAAGAGCCUAUUCGUAAAACCUAAUACAAUGUACCUAGUAAUAAUUAUCCACAUCUCAACUUAAUAAUCUGUAUUUUGAUUAUCUUAUCUGCCUAGCGUUACGUAGUAUUGAUGCCCAUAAAAUACAAUUACCCAUAUUAUAUGUUAUAUUUACCUAUAGACAUCAGUAGUUUUACCACUAAACAACUUUGAAAGUCAAAUUAUUUGACUGUAUGUAAUUAGCUUAUGUAUGGUUUCUAAAGAUGCCAAUUAUUUCUAUCUACCGUGAUAUUAAAUUCAUAUGUUUCUAAUAAACGACUAGUGUUUGAUCCGACUAAAUAAAAAACAUUUUUUAUGUAAUUGUAUCGUAAUCAAAUGUCUUGACGGUUUAUCAAAUUUUAAAUCACACUAUGCCCUAAGUCUAUUAUGUUAUAUUCUUAGUAACUCUAAAGAUUAAUCAUUCGCGAGAUAAAUUGCGUAUGUGGGGGCCACUGGAGGGACGAUGGCCUCUUAAGUAAUAACGUUGUCAUUCAAUAACACGACUGUGUAGGUAAGUCGCAAUGUUUUUAAUGCCCGUUAACUAAUGAGAGUUAUUACUUACUUUUAAACUUUUGAAUGAGUUGGCAGAGUGACACGAAACUAUGUUUAGAAGCGAUAUUUGUAGCCCUGCCUGUUGGGUUUUUAACGUCAUAAUUUCAUACAAAUGUGUCCUUAGCACCUGUGUAGUGUAGCUUGGCACGUCUCUUUCUACAUUUUGAUAAAAGCGACUUUUCUUUAACUAAUUAACUUCUUAACCAUGUAACCAGACUUUGGCUGUUACUAAUGAAGAUUGGGUAUCUUAUCCUGUAAAAAAGUGGUGGGUAAUUUAGGAAACGAAUGGGAUCUAUUUUCUAUUUAAGUAUGUAUGAAUAUUAGGUAUAUCAAAAUAAUUUCUUAGGUAGGUAUAUAAAGAAGGUUAAAAACCUAAAGGAUUACUCUAAAAAUGAUCUUUGACUGCGUAGGCCUGUUUUAAAACAAUAUAGAUCUAAAUUCUAACGAUUGUAAUGUCUGAUUUGGAGCUAGAGAUAAGCAUGUUGUAUCGUUUAAAAAAACCGCAUGAACGCUAACUAAAUUAUUUGCAAGAAAUCCUUUGGCGGCCAGGGACGAGGUAAACCGCGCCUUUGUCAAGUAGAGAGUAUACGUCGUCAAAUUAGGACCCCUAUAAGGUUACCAAUUAUUUGUAAUUGAAAGUUGCGUAACCAUUAUAAUAAUUUUUAUAUGUACUUUGUUACAAUAAUAAAAGUUUUACAAAUAAUUUUGCUAAUUGUCUUAAGUAUUUCAGAUAAAAAUGUCCUUUUUGCACCUGAAGCGUAAUGACUGUGAUCAAUUACAACCGUCCAAUUUUUGAUCCUUGUGUUUGUUUCAAUUUUUGCUCAAAGAGACUGAGGCGCAAUGUACAUUUGACCAAAAGUUGGAUAGAUUUGUGGCAUGGCGCCCUUUCUGUGACGGAAAAGAAAAACACAGUCAUUGCACCCUUUAGCAAAAUUAUAUGUAAAUACCUAAUUUAUCUGUUCGAUAACCUGAGUAUGUCCGUUCGAUUUAUUCCGUAAGCGUCAAGGGUACGGAUUUUGGGUUUCAUCAUAUUGACAAUAAGUAUCAUAUCAGAAGAACAAACUAGUAGAAGCUCGAGUAGUUUUAGCUAUUGUCGUGUGUCGAGAAUGUGUCUCACUACCAUUAAAACACUAGUGACAUGUACUUCCACUAGUUUAGUCUUCUAUGUACUAUUGUCCACAUCUUGAUUAUGUAUGAUGCGUGAUGUGAUAUGUCAGAAGAUUGUAGGAGGUAGAUUUAAGCAAAUAAAAAUGUCGGUUUAGUACCGAAUCAUGGACUCUUGCCAAUAAUGUAAAUUACGAACGUUAUUUUAAUAAAUAAUUUGUCGUCGUAA
This is a messenger RNA of Leguminivora glycinivorella, 6459 nucleotides long. RefSeq names its product transmembrane protein 198. NCBI's taxonomy places the organism in Eukaryota, Metazoa, Arthropoda, Insecta, Lepidoptera, Tortricidae. The record is from RefSeq and is a predicted model, not a curated record. The transcript is spliced from 10 exons. Gene Ontology annotation, cellular component: plasma membrane. The coding region runs from base 285 to 1349 and encodes 354 amino acids.